CCGCCGCCGCCGCCGCCGCGUCGCCGCCGUCAGCCAUGGGGUACACCAAGGACGACCUCCUCGCGCGCCUCGAGGAGCUUAAGAUCGAUUUUGAGCGCUACGACCACCCAGUUGUGCUGACGGUCGAGGAGCAGGCCAAACAUGUGGGGAAUCUGGGAGGUGCUUUGACUAAGAACCUGCUUUUGAAGGACAAGAAGCACCGGCUGUACAUUGUUUCCGCACUUGCUGACACCAAAGUUGACAUGAAAAUUCUGUCCCAGCGUCUUGGUUUGGGGAAAGGUGGUGUACGAAUGGCUCCUGAGGAUAAUUUACGUCAAGUGCUUCAGGUACCGUUAGGGUGCGUUACUCCAUUUGCGCUAUUCAAUGAGACCGCGAGUGCUGUCUCAUUAUUACUGGACCAAGGGUUCAAGUCCAAAAAGAGCUGCUACUUCCAUCCACUGACAAAUGAUGUGACUAUUGCUCUCAGUUCAAGCAACCUUGACAAGUUUCUCCUCUCCAUUGGGAAGCAGCCAGCUUAUGUAGACUUGGAGGCCUCACCAGUGGUAGGCAAAGAUAAUCCUCCUGAUCUAGCAGAUCUUGUGCCUUCUGGUGCACUCAGUUUCCCAGAAGAAUCAGUUGAGAACGUGACACCUACACAUGCUCAAACCAAAGACGUGCCCAAAGAAAAAACAUGUCUACCAGAUGUGAAAGCUAAGUCCAAAGUUCAGAACAAGGUGACAUCAAGUUCAGAGGGUAAAGUUCCUACUAAUGGUGCAAAUGUUGAGAAAUUUGUAACAGAUGUGCUUGAGAUCAUCUCCCCAUUGUUCAUAUCUGAGGUAUCAAAGAAAUUGAAUAUAAAGGAGGAUGAGCUUUCUCCAAUAUUGGAUGGCCUUAAAGAACGAGCGGCUCUAAAUGUCGAUAGUUUAGCGAGUUUGUUCAAAAGUGCAGCAUACACCACAGGAUUUGAUGCCGGCGUCAAGACUAUGCUCAAUUACGGUAAAAGUGGAUUGCCCUCCCGGGAAUAAAUUGGUUAAUUCGAUACAAGAGACAGUGGGUUGAUUUUAGUCAAUUUUGUAUGCCCAUCAGUGUAAAAUCUAAUCAUAGUAUAUAUACUUCUUCGUUGAUGUUCCAAUUUGAUAUAUCACUUGAAAGUAUUGGUGA
This is a messenger RNA of Lolium rigidum, 1140 nucleotides long. Its product is annotated as prolyl-tRNA synthetase associated domain-containing protein 1-like. The record is from RefSeq and is a predicted model, not a curated record. Gene Ontology annotation, molecular function: aminoacyl-tRNA deacylase activity. The transcript has 12 exons. Lineage: Eukaryota; Viridiplantae; Streptophyta; Magnoliopsida; Poales; Poaceae. The coding region runs from base 36 to 1004 and encodes 322 amino acids.